Molecule: messenger RNA, 3699 nt
Organism: Penaeus chinensis
Lineage: Eukaryota; Metazoa; Arthropoda; Malacostraca; Decapoda; Penaeidae
Gene: galene
Exons: 10
Coding region: 884-2521 (545 amino acids)
Biological process (GO): potassium ion transmembrane transport; stabilization of membrane potential
Cellular component (GO): membrane
Molecular function (GO): potassium ion leak channel activity
Source: RefSeq, a predicted model, not a curated record
UGCCAGGGCACCUGAUGUUGUGGGUCGGGAUGGUGAGGGAAGGGAAGGAGGGGGCGGGGCAUAAGCAAAAGCUGGGGUAGGCCAAGGGCUUGAAACAGCAGCAGCAGCAGCAGCUUGGCACCAAAGGUAGCAUGAGACAGUGGCUGGCAGGCGCGGUAGUGUGCGGGUGUGUGAGAGCGUGUUGUGCUGGCGGCCCAAGUGAACUAUAAUCCACUCACUACCGGGUCUUGUGAGGGGGAAAUUCUCACGCCAAGGCCUAUGUGAUAUUUUUCCUUUAGUCCCGGAGCAGGGCUAGUGCUUAAGGAAAAUGUACAAGCGAUAAUGGAAAAAGUUGUGUGUUAUCUUGAUGUGAUGAAAGACGUGGCGAAGUGGAUAUAAUCUCGAUCUUAAAAAAAAUAAACAUUUUCUUUUGUUGGAAGAAAUUCGCUGACGCAGGUCGAAUAUAAAUGAUUUCAUGGCAUUGGAAAAAUGUCUAAAAAUGUCUAAAGAUGUCUAGCCAAUGAAAAAGUAAGGAAUACAGUGAUAAUUAUAAUAUACAUAAUGAUAUAUGUUUAUGAUUGUAAAUAACAAUCUCGCGCAGUUUCGCACCGUCAGUGUGUCAACAAACCAGUAGCCUUGGAUUACUCAAGCCUGCCUCGUGCCUCCGUGCAAAGUGGAAGGUAACUGUAUUGUUGAAUGAAAGUGAUGCUUCCUAGAAAACAUGAAGUGGACGUAGAGAACUGAAAAAAAAAACAAUUUCACAACAUAAUGAAAACUUCUUUCGUAAAUACAGUUGGGUGAAAGACGAAAAAAGUGAUAAAAAGAAGAAAGAAAAAAAGAGAAGCAUUGGCAGAAUCGAAUUCAGAUCGCCUCUGACGCGCCAGAAAAACAAAUUCGCAGCAAGAUGCGCGAGGAAGGCGGGCAAUGUGAUAGCUGUGGUUACUACCUCAAGAAUAUAGUCAAAUUCCUCAUCAGCCACAUAGGCCUCGUCUCGCUGGUCAUAGGCUACACCAUCGUGGGAGCCUUCACCUUCGAGAGACUCGAGGCCGAGCAUGAACUCCAAAUCAAGAAGAACAUGUCGUCCGUGAGACUCAAGGUGACGGACGACCUGUGGGUCAUCACGGACGACAUGAAGGUCCUGAACGAGAGCAUGUGGGCGGCGUCGGUGCGGGAGCGCCUCAAGCUGUUCGAGCGCUCCCUCAUCAGCGCCAUCAAGAACGACGGCUGGGACGGCUCCGAGGACCUCAAUACGCAGCAGUGGACCUUCGCCGGCGCCCUCUUCUACUCCAUCAUCCUCAUCACCACCAUCGGUUACGGGCACAUCGCGCCCAAGACCGACUGGGGGAAGGUGAUCACCAUCUUCUACGCCAUCCCCGGGGUGCCCCUCAUGAUGCUGUGCCUGGCCAACAUCGGAGACGGCAUGGCGCACUCCUUCAGGUUCCUCUACUGGAAGGUCUGCUGCUACGCGUGCACCAAGAAGCCCAAGAAGAAGAGAAGAGCGAGAUCGAUGCGCGGCUCCCGGAGGUACCCGAGCCAGCAGGGGAGCCAGAGGGCGCGAGCCUCCUCCUUCAGAAGGUCCAACAGAGCCUCCGAGAAGUCCGCGGAUUCGCACCUCAGUGACUCUGCCUUCUACACGUCCUCUUAUUCGGACCCCGAUUACAAGAUGUACGACGACAUGGUUGAAGCUGACAUGCGAGGGUUGCAGAGCAAUCGCCCUUCGGGGAGAAGCCAGCAGACGAGAGCGUCGCAGAACUCUAAGGGAUCUGACCUCCUCACUCCGCCGCCCAAGGAGGGAGCGCAGGACGACGGGAGACUCGCAGUGCUGUUCAACAAGUACGCGCUGGAGCAGGAAGGCCUGCCGCCCGAGAAUGACCAGAGAUCUCCGGACCGAGAGGACGCCGCCGAAACGAGGCCGGACCGAGACGGCAAGGCAAGGCGCAGCCGACGCGACGACGCAGAGCUCCCAGUGACGCACCAGCCGCGCAGCCAGCGAGCGCCCCCGCCCGCCGCCGAGGCCCAGGGCUACUUGGACUCCCCCCCGCUGCCCAGGUCGCCCCGCCACUCUGACAGGUACUCUCGCCACAUGCCUCCUCAGCAUGACCCCAGGAGUCGUCUCUCCCGUUUAGAUGAAGAGUACUACUACGACGACGACUACGACGACGAUUAUGACGACGAGGAGGAAGACGAAAUGGGCGGCGACAAACCGGUGCCCAUCUGGCUCGGGGUGAUGCUGGUCUUCGCCUACAUCCUGGCGGGCGCCUUCCUCUUCGCCGGCUGGGAGGGCUGGGGCUUCCUCGACUCCGUCUACUUCUGCUUCAUCACUCUGACGACGAUAGGUUUCGGAGACUUCGUACCGGCGCAGGACCUGAAGGUGGACGUCGAGCUGAGCAUCGCCCUGUGCUCCAUCUACCUGCUGUUCGGCAUCGCCCUCUUGGCCAUGAGCUUCAACCUCGUGCAAGAAGAAGUCAUAAGCAAGGUCAAGAACAUGGCCAGAAGACUCGGUAUUCUCAAAGACGAAGGAGAGGAAGACGACGAUGACUAACGGGAUCGAAAGAGAAUGUACUCACGUCCUUAGUCACAGGAUGCACACUGUGGACUCACUCACGGACACCCCAGAGACACGCUUGACGACUAUGUCAUUAGCAUAAUGAAGACCAACAAAGUAAUCGAAUGAGAUUACACUAUUUCCUCUAUAUAUGUUGGCAAAGAAUGCAUAGUUUGUAUGCGGGAUAUAUACUGUAAAAAUAAAGCAGGUUGAUAAAUAAGGUUGUUGCUUAUAAGAAAAUAGUGCAGAUGCAGAGGGGUAUGAUGCUAUGGUUACCAGACAACGAUAUAAUAUUUAUAAUGCAUAAAUUGUUGUUAUGAUUUCCGAUAUCGUCAUAACCACCAUCGUGCCAUGUAUAAACAUGCUGUAUAUUAUGUUUGUUAAAAAUGUUCAUAUAUGUAAUCACUGAAUGUCUUCAAAUAUUACAAAAUAUAAAUAAGUAAAUUGCUGCCGUUACCUUGCCAGUGUGUGUGCUUAAUGCGUAUACAUACAUCAACACAAAUGAUGAAGCGUAAGGUGUGUAUGUGUGUGCAUGACAAUGCCUGGCAAUCGUAUAUUACGGGAGAGUGAGCGAAAGUUUAAUCAAGAGGUGCGAAAGUUAUGCGACGGUUGAGAGAUAGCACUUCAGGCAGCGAAAGAAUCACAUGGUAUGCUGAACAUAAGGUAUGUUGAAAGUACUAGGAAGCUUUGUACAUCACUAACCAACAGGAAUAAUGUACGCCGGGGUGGGGGGCGGGUGAGUAGAGCCAUAUGUAUAUUAAAAGCUUACCCAAGCUCUGAAUAUUAUUAUGUAUAACGGCGGUUGAUAACUGGUGUUAGGAAGAAAUGUUGACGCUGAUACAGUGCUAUUAUGCUGAUACAAGUGUUUUUCCUUGGGGAAACCUACAACUACAAAGUACAAGAUAAUUUUGGUUUAUUGAUGUAUAUAAAUGUAAGCAGGUAAAUGAAUGGCAGUCAAUAUGCCGCUUUGUUGAUAAAACAGCUACACUUACAUGUUUUUACACUCAAAAUAAUGUACUGGACUCUACUGGCAUGAUUUUAACAUUAUCGUCAAAUACUUCAGGCAAUCUACUAUCGGGGCAGUGCCAAAAUUAUGAUAGAUAUAUAGAGAGAGCACGAUCACAAGCGAGAGAAAGAGAGAGAAAGAGAGAGAGAGAGAGAGAGAGAGAGAGAGA